Molecule: messenger RNA, 1500 nt
Organism: Pleurotus ostreatus (oyster mushroom)
Lineage: Eukaryota; Fungi; Basidiomycota; Agaricomycetes; Agaricales; Pleurotaceae
Exons: 10
Coding region: 1-1500 (499 amino acids)
Molecular function (GO): heme binding; monooxygenase activity; iron ion binding
Source: RefSeq, a predicted model, not a curated record
AUGUUCACUUUCCUGGCUUGCUUCGUAACAUUAGCAUUAUGUGGAUAUUUUAAACUAUUCCCUCGACAACACUAUUUGCCUCUUCCUCCUGGUCCAAGCACGUACACCUUUGCUGGUGCACAGAAGCUGCUUCCACGUAUUCAUCCAUGGAAGACCUAUGCUUCUUGGAGCAAGGAAUACGGAUCGCCUCUCAUUUCAUUUAGAGUCUAUAAUCGACGGACCAUAGUCCUCAAUACUCGAGAUGCCAUACACGAUCUCCUUAAUAAACGCGCUCAUAUGUAUUCCGAUCGCCCCAAAUCUUGGAUGUAUCACGUACUAUGCGGGCGGGGAAAUUCCGUAUUUAAUAUCUCCGCCUCGAACGAACGCCACGCUCGCUACCGGAAGCUCAUGCAGUCGGGCUUGGGUGCUCGCGCGACCAAGAAAUACUGGGAACUUCUCGAAACCGAAGUAGACAACCUUCUCGAAGGAUUUCGCCGCAGCCCACGAAAUUUCGAAAAACAUAUCCGCCGGAACGCGGCUGCUGUUGUUAUGAAGGUGGCAUACGGCUACAGCAUCCUCGAUGAAGACGACUUCUUCAUUGGUGUGGCCGAAGAGGCGGCCCAGAUCUCUGGGUGGGCGCUGGCUCCGGGUCGCUGGAUGGUCGACUAUUUUCCAAUACUGCGAUAUAUCCCAUCUUGGAUGCCAGGCGCACGCUUUAAGCGCCAAGGUGAGGCGUGGCGCGUAAGGCUGCAAGAUCUAUCGGAGGUCCCCCAUCAGUGGGUCAAAGGGCAGAUGGUUUCCGGGACAUAUACGGAUUCGUUCACGUCUCGGCUUUUGAGGCCGGAUGGGUGUACAUUCGUGGACCCAGACGAAGAUGAUAUCAUCAAAUGGACCGCUGGCGGGCUCUACGCUGGGGCGACCGACACCACAAUUUCAGCGAUGAUCUCAUUCGUGAUGCUAAUGGCGCUUCACCAAGACGUCCAGCGCCGGGCUCAGCUGGAGAUACAUGAAGUCACGAAGGCACACGAUCGCACAGAUGGCCUGCCCCGCGCAUCGGAUCUUGGAGAGCUGAAAUAUCUUGUUGCGGUGUUGAAGGAGGUUUUGCGAUACGCACCCAUUUCAAAUCUUGCACUACCUCAUUUAGCGACGCAAGACGAUGAAUAUCAUGGCUACCACAUCCCAGCCGGCACCACCGUAGUGGCCAAUGUGUGGGCGGUAACACGAGAUUCUCAAACAUAUCCUAACCCCGACAUCUUUGAUCCCGAGCGAUUUGUUGGCAACGGUGGGGAUGAGUCCACUCAACAGCCAGACCCACGUCUAUUUUGCUUCGGCUUUGGCCGACGAACUUGCCCUGGCACCCAGUUCGCUGAAACGACAAUGCUGCUCACUAUGGCCGCAAUCUUAUCUCAAUUCAAUAUCUCGUAUAAUAAAGAGGCUGGCGCUCCACAAGUUGAUUUUACUACCGCGAUAACAAGUCACAUCGUACCGUUCGACAUCAAUAUUACUCCCCGUUUAAUCUAA